GUCAGUACCCCUAAUUCUCUACUUGACAGUCCAUCUAUAAGAACCCCCAACCCUGCUCGCCUCCAAAACCCUAGAACGGCACUUCGCUCUUCAGGUGAGAUUUCAUUAGGGCGUAGGGUUGCUUCAGUUCGAGAUGGCUCCAGCUAAAGCUGAUCCAGCUAAGAAGUCAGACCCAAAGGCGCAGGCCUUGAAGACUGCUAAGGCUGUAAAAUCAGGUGGAACAACCUUUAAGAAGAAGUCUAAGAAGAUCCGCACUAAAGUUACUUUUCAUCGACCAAGGACAUUGAAGAAGGAUAGAAAUCCCAAGUACCCUCGGAUUAGUGCACCUCCUCGCAACAAGCUUGACCAUUACCAGAUUCUCAAGUAUCCUCUGACCACAGAAUCGGCGAUGAAGAAAAUUGAAGACAACAACACCCUAGUCUUCAUUGUUGACAUCCGUGCUGAUAAGAAGAAGAUCAAGGAUGCUGUCAAGAAAAUGUACGACAUUCAGACCAAGAAGGUUAACACUCUUAUCAGGCCUGAUGGCACCAAGAAGGCUUAUGUGAGAUUGACGCCUGAUUACGAUGCUCUGGAUGUUGCAAACAAAAUUGGGAUCAUCUAAUCGGCUGCCCUCCAGAUAUCUUUUGUGCUAUUUUUCUUGAAUGGACUGGUCACAUUUUAAGAUUUUGUAUACUCAGAUGAGUAACCAAUUUUUAUUACAAUUAGAUUCUUGAGUUCAAGAAGAGACGGUUAUUCUGGUAGUGUUGACCUCCAAUUAAAAUGUGUUGCCGUUAUCUAUUCUCUA
Sesamum indicum (sesame) is the source of this 784-nucleotide messenger RNA. Its product is annotated as large ribosomal subunit protein uL23. Gene Ontology annotation, molecular function: structural constituent of ribosome; rRNA binding. Gene Ontology annotation, biological process: translation. Gene Ontology annotation, cellular component: ribosome. Lineage: Eukaryota; Viridiplantae; Streptophyta; Magnoliopsida; Lamiales; Pedaliaceae. The record is from RefSeq and is a predicted model, not a curated record.